UGCGGGUGAACUGCGUGUGCCCAGCGCCGCCUCCUGCGUGUGGCAGGGGAGUGUAGGGAGAGCCCGGCAGCCAUCGCUUCCCUGCGGUGAGGGGGACUCGGGCACGGGCACGCAGGGAGCGCAGUGGAGCAGGUGCCAUCACACCUCGGUAGCGCGGAGGGCCCUGACAGGCAGAAGAGGAGAAAGCAGGGCUUCGAGGCCAGCGAGUGGAAGGGCCGAGCACCGAGCAACUCCGGCUGCUCCUACAGCCCCCCGAGCCUCUGCCCCUUCCCCCGCAGCGUCUGAAGGCUGCGAUCAGCAUGAAGGACUAUUACCCAGUCUCAAUGCCCCGGUACAGUCGGUACGCCCAGAGACUGAGAGCCUCACGCAGCGUGCACUUCCCCAACGACAUCGUCUUUCAGGACCACAUCAGGCAGGGGGACCUGGAGCAGGUGGGCAGAUUCAUACGUGCCAGGAAGGUGACGCUGGACACCAUCUACCCUUCUGGCAUGGCAGCCCUCCACGAAGCUGUGCUUACUGGAAACCUGGACUGUGUCAAGCUCCUGGUUAAAUACGGCGCUGACAUCCACCAGAAAGAUGAGAAUGGGUGGACGCCCCUGCACAUGGCCUGCAGCGAUGGCUAUACUGACAUAGCCAGGUACCUCAUCUCCCUCGGGGCCAGCCUGGAAGCCACCACCGACGAGGGGGAGAAGCCCUCGGACCUCAUCGACCCCGAGUACAAGGACCUGGUUGAGCUCUUCCAAGCCACCACGAUGGACUGAGGCGGGGCACGGCGAGGAGCAGGCCUCGGGGGCCUCGGGGGGCCGGGGCGGCGGGGCUGCGCCGGGCCCGAGGGCCGGGGCCGGGCCUGGGCUGGGCCUGGGCCGGCGGCCGGGCGGGGACUCGCUCGGUACCGCGUCUCGGAACCACUUUGUACUUUUCCAA
Grus americana (Whooping crane) is the source of this 924-nucleotide messenger RNA. RefSeq names its product protein phosphatase 1 regulatory subunit 27 (gene PPP1R27). The transcript is spliced from 3 exons. Bases 300 to 761 code for a protein of 153 amino acids. Lineage: Eukaryota; Metazoa; Chordata; Aves; Gruiformes; Gruidae. The record is from RefSeq and is a predicted model, not a curated record. Gene Ontology annotation, molecular function: phosphatase binding.